UUUGAAGGAGGCCCUGGCCAGGACCUGUGGGUCCACUUUGCACUCUGCCUGUGCUCAGAUGCAUGUAACCUCACAGGGAACCCAUAUACCCCAGCUGUGCCUCCUCAGAUCUUGAUCAAGACUAUAAAAAAAUUUCAACUGUUCCAGCUCAAAGAAAAUAACUGGGGCCAGCUGAAUGUCAGGAUGCAAGUAGUUACUAUUAUACUAUUACUUCUUCUUUGCAAAGCAUCUGACUGUAGGAAGACAAGGAAUAGGAGUCUGAGAAACAAUGAAAGGGAAAACAUCUUAAGAAAAGCAUCUAGCACUGUUAAGCGCAAUGCCCGAGGCCUGCCAUGUGACAUAUACACUUAUCUUCAUGAGAAAUACCUAGAUUGUCAGGAAAGAAAGCUGAUUUUUGUGGCAUCUAAUUGGCCAGAGGAUUUAAAACACAUGCUGCUAGCAAGAAACAGGAUUCGUAAAUUGAAGAAUAAUAUGUUUUCCAAAUACAAAGUACUGAAAAGUCUGGAUUUACAACAGAAUGAUAUAUCAAAAAUUGAGAGUGAGGCUUUUUUUGGUUUGACUAAACUUACAACACUCUUACUUCAACAUAACCAAAUUAAGAGUUUAUCAGAGGAGAUUUUUAUUUAUACGCCCAGUCUAAACUACCUACGUCUUUAUGAUAAUCCCUGGCAUUGCAACUGUGAACUAGAAACUCUUGUUACAAUGCUACAGGUUCCAACAAACAGGAAUUUGGGAAACUAUGCCAAGUGUGUGGACCCAAUAGAACUGAAAAAUCAAAAGCUGAAGCAGAUAAAAGCUGAACAGCUCUGUAGCAAAGAGGACAGGCAGGUGCCCCAAAACAUAAAAAGGGAGAAGCCUGAAGCUGUCAAACCAGAAUUUGAUUCCUCUUUGUGCCACAUGUAUGUGUUCCCUGUGCCAACUCUGAACUGCAAAAGAAAAGAUUUAAAGAAAGUUCCAAGUAACAUACCUCCAGACAUAGUUAAACUUGAUCUGUCCAGCAACAAAAUUAGACAACUACGAGCCAAAGAGUUUGAAGAUGUCAGUGAACUGAAGAUACUAAACCUAAACAGUAAUGGAAUAGCUUACAUUGAUCCUGCUGCUUUCUCAGGCCUCAACACCUUAGAGGAGCUGGAUCUAUCAAACAACAGCUUGCAGAACUUUGAAUAUGGAGUACUGGAAGAUCUUUACUUUCUGAAAAUUCUGUGGCUAAGAGACAAUCCUUGGAGAUGUGAUUACAACAUCCAUUACCUUUUCUACUGGUUGAAGCAUCACUACAAUGUUCACUACAAUGGCCUAGAAUGCAAAAUGCCCGAGGAAUACAAAGGAUGGUCUGUUGGAAAAUACGUUCGAAGUUAUUACGAGGAGUGUCCAAAAGACAAGCUGCCCAUUUAUCCAGAAACUUUUGAUCUGGACAAAGAUGAUGAGGAAUGGGAACGACACAUAGAACAAUCAGUUCAAACAGUAAAGAAGCACGGUGUAAUUGUCACUGUGAUAGGCAAGUAAGGGAAUCUUUUUUUUUUUUUUUGGUAGUACAUUCAAAUAUUUGAUACUUGGAGAAUGAAAAACAUGCUGUUUACAGUUUUAUUAAUUAUAUUGAUUGUUUGUAGGACUAUCUGCCUACAAAGAUUUAGUUUAUUGCAGUUAAUAAUUACAGAAUGGCAUUAGUUAUACAG
Apus apus (common swift) is the source of this 1673-nucleotide messenger RNA. It is a transcript of the gene LRRC17, whose product is annotated as leucine rich repeat containing 17. NCBI's taxonomy places the organism in Eukaryota, Metazoa, Chordata, Aves, Apodiformes, Apodidae. The transcript has 4 exons. The record is from RefSeq and is a predicted model, not a curated record. Gene Ontology annotation, molecular function: protein binding. The coding region runs from base 184 to 1503 and encodes 439 amino acids.